Messenger RNA from Bactrocera latifrons, 3209 nucleotides. RefSeq lists its product as uncharacterized. The record is from RefSeq and is a predicted model, not a curated record. Gene Ontology annotation, biological process: proteolysis. Lineage: Eukaryota; Metazoa; Arthropoda; Insecta; Diptera; Tephritidae. Gene Ontology annotation, molecular function: serine-type endopeptidase activity.
GAUUCGAAUGGGACUUUUCCGGAAAUAAUUCUGGUUUAAACGCGUCCACAACGAAAAGCACGCGCUGCUUGGCCUACCGCCUAUAAAGUAUUUGAAAAUGCAAAAUAUACUUUCUUGUGCCAUAUUGUGACUAAGUGAUGCUGUGUAUAUAAAUCUCAGUACAACUGCGUGACACCAGAAAAUUAUUAUGGUUACUGCGUGCUAUUACAAUAUUGUCCACAAAUAGCGAACGUUUUCAAUAUACGCAAUCGCAAUCAAGCCGAGCGCUAUAUUAUAGCUUCACAACGCUCGUGUGGAACACGAAAUGUCAAUGGUGAUCCAGUGGUUUGCUGUUCACGACCAGUAAAUCCAGCGCCACAGCCGCAGCCACAGCCUCGACCACAACCACAGCCUCAGAUACGACCGCAACYAUUACCACAGCCUAGACCGCAACCGCAACCGCAACCAUUACCACAACCAAGACCGCAACCGCAACCGCUACCACAACCUGAACCACAAAUACGCCCACAGCCUUCCACUGAAAGUCCAACGAAUCCCUUUCUGCCACAAACUACAUCUUCACCAAACAUAAUUCAACCGAGACCACCGCCAAACCAAGGUCAACAUUUUACCUCAACGGYGCGUCCCACAACAGCGCCCAUUCUAAGYCCCACGACUGCACCCGUAGAAAUCGGCGAACGUUUGACAGGCGACUCUUGUGUGGAUCCGAAGCUGAGACGCGGUGUUUGUGUUGCCAUUGCCAAGUGCAGCCAACUGGUUACAGAGCUUUACGCCAAGUCAAAUGAUCCCGAGUUUGCCGACUUCCUGCGUGCUUCGAAUCGCAAUUGUGGCGGCAUUGCGUCCGUGGCAUGUUGUCCUACCAGCGAUAAUGUUAUUAAGGAUCCGACAGUCAUAGUGGUCAACAGCGAUGACAUACCCACACGACCACCCACAUUGGAGGAGGGUUGCGGCUACACACACAACACCUACAAGAAAAUUGUUGGCGGUGAAGUGAGUAAGAAGGGAGCUUGGCCAUGGGCUGUGCUCUUGGCCUAUCCCGACGGUUCAGCGAGUUCGCCAUUCAAGUGUGGUGGCACCUUGGUGACGGCGCGACACAUCGUUACAGCGGCGCAUUGCAUACGUGAUGAUCUUGCCUAUGUGCGUUUGGGUGAACACGAUCUGAGUACCGACACGGAAACACGUCACGAAGAUGUCAACAUUGUGCGGAAAGAAGCCCAUCCACAGUACAACAGACGCAAUGGCAAGAACGAUGUGGCAGUACUGUGGCUAGAGCGYAACGUAAAAUUCAGAGAGACGAUUUCACCGAUUUGCCUGCCCACCGCAUURSCGAUACGCCAAAAGUCCUAUGUCUCUUACACGCCCUUCGUCGUGGGCUGGGGCAAAACUAUGGAGGGUGGCGUCUCGUCGAAUGUCUUGCAGGAAUUGCAAAUACCAAUCUUCAAGAAUGAUGUCUGUGAACGUAGUUACAAGAACAUCAAUCGUCUGGUGUCUGCUGACCARUUCGAUGAUGGUGUGCUGUGCGCAGGCGUGCUAUCAGGCGGUAAGGAUACGUGCCAAGGUGACUCGGGCGGUCCACUGAUGAUACCGGAGUCUUACAACAACAAUGUGCGCUAUUACCUGAUCGGUGUAGUCUCAUAUGGCGUGGGUUGCGCGCGUCCCGAAGUCCCAGGCGUUUACUCCAGUGUGCAGCACUAUGUCGACUGGAUUUUGGAGAAGAUAGCCGAUACACCUUCUCAGUACAACUGUGUGAGCCCAGAUAAUUAUUAUGGCCAGUGCGUUGCCUUCAAUUCUUGCCCACAGAUGGUGAAUGCUCAGAGAGCGCGUAAUCAGCAAUAUGUGGCAGCUGCACAACGAGCGUGUGAUGGCAAGUCAUUUUGUUGCGCGCAGCCACGUCCAGUGUCACAACGACUGACUAGCCCUUUCGCAGCUCAACCGCAACAAAGUCGACGUGUGCCUGCACCAAAUACGCUACAAGUACGGCGAGCUGUCGCAGCACAGCCUAAACAACAACCACAGCAACAACCGCAUCAACAGCGAAUAAUACGCCAGCAGCCAAUAAUUGAUUUUCGUAACAUUUUCGAUGGGAAUGAAUAUAGCCAAGCUCCUACAGCGUUUGUGGAUUUUAGAGCUGGACAAUUCUGUAAUACUCCCGACAAUGCAGAAGGAGCUUGUGUGGAAAUCAACGAUUGCCAAGUGUUGUUGGGUCAGUUGUAUCAACGUUAUACAGAUACUAACUUCGUACAAUAUUUACGCGCCUCGAAUAGAAAUUGUGGCGGUAGCUCGCAUAGCGUCUGCUGCCCUGGUGGCGCACAGCCUUCACGUCCGGCGCCCAGUCAAGUAAGCUCUGCAGGUACUUGUGGCGUGGUGUUGCGUACGUUUAAGAAGAUUGUUGGUGGUAAAGUGAGUGGCAAAAGUGAUUGGCCAUGGAUGGCUUUACUAGCAUAUCCGGAUGUGGAUCCCAGCUCGCCAUUCAAAUGCGGCGGGACUUUAGUGUCCUCUCGACAUGUUGUAACGGCGGCACAUUGUAUACGAAGCGAUUUAAGCUACGUUCGUCUUGGCGAAUACGAUCUAAGCACUGAUACAGAAACUCAGCAUCAGGAUAUAAGUGUACUGAAGCAAGAAAAACAUCCCAGUUAUAACACCGCUAAUGGACGUAAUGACAUCGGUAUAGUCUGGUUGCAACGUGCCGUACAAUUCACCAACAGCAUUAAACCCAUUUGCUUGCCCAGCUCACAGCAGUUGCGCAGCAAAUCCUAUUUAAAUUACACACCUUUCGUAGCAGGUUGGGGCAAAACCAUGGAAGGCGGUACCUCGGCGAAUGUCUUGCAGGAGUUGCAAAUACCAGUAUUAGAUAACAACGUUUGUCGUGAGAGUUAUCAGCGUGCGAAUCGUCUAAUCACAGCCGACCAAUUCGACACUGGCGUGAUAUGCGCUGGCGUGCUAUCCGGCGGCAAGGAUACCUGCCAAGGUGACUCGGGAGGACCCCUGAUGAUACCGGAGACCGUUGGUAGCAGCAUACAAUUCUAUCUGAUUGGCGUCGUCUCGUACGGUGUGGGCUGUGCGCGUCCACAAAUCCCCGGCGUUUAUACGAGUGUACAAUAUUUUGUGGAUUGGAUUUUUAGCGAAAAUUGCUACUUAGCGUUGUAAUUAGUAACUAAGUCAACACUUUUGAAUUGUAAUAAAAUAGUAUUUAUAUUAAAGAGCUGGAA